Messenger RNA from Sphenostylis stenocarpa, 699 nucleotides. NCBI's taxonomy places the organism in Eukaryota, Viridiplantae, Streptophyta, Magnoliopsida, Fabales, Fabaceae. The record is from the annotation of a GenBank genome assembly.
AUGGAAGGGUUGAAGGUCUCCAAACUGAACUUAACAAUAUACAUUCAUCCUUCAAAGAGCAACCAAGUUUCCCAAGCCGUUCUCCGCGAACUCAGCUCCAUGCUCUUCACGUACAGCGAAAUCGCCGACGGCGUCGUUCUGGCCUACGAUAUCAACUCGCUUGACACAUGCGCCAAGAUCCUCCCCGGCGUUUUCCCUUACGUCGGUGUCAAACUCAAGGUCAAUUUCCUGCUCUUUUCUCCCAAGCCAAACACGCUUUUAGAAGGGAAGGUGGUUAAGAUUACGCAAGAGUUCAUUCACGUUGUUGUGCUUGGCUUUUCUGCUGCGGUUAUAGCAGAAAAAGACAUUAGGGAAGAAUUUGUGUGCAAAAUGAAAAAAGGGCAAGAGGUGUAUGCGAGCAGGUCUAACAAGCGGCAUGUGAUAAAGGUCGGGACCAUGAUACGGUUUUCUGUGAAGAGUUUUGAUGAAGAAAUACUUCAUGUUUAUGGAUCUCUGAUUCCCGAUCACACAGGCAGCAUUUAUUGGUUGGACAAGAAUUUGGAAGUAGUUUCCCGUACUGGCAGGAGUGAAAAGAAGAGAAGAAUUGAGCCAGAACGAAUAAUUCUUGAACAAGAUACUGUGGAUGGGGAACUCUCAAACUUGGAUAUUUCCCAAAAGAGAACUAAUUCAAAGAAACAAAAACACAGGCAGGAAUCUUGA